Molecule: messenger RNA, 1836 nt
Organism: Lodderomyces elongisporus
Lineage: Eukaryota; Fungi; Ascomycota; Pichiomycetes; Serinales; Debaryomycetaceae
Gene: DFG16
Product: Dfg16p
Exons: 1
Coding region: 1-1836 (611 amino acids)
Biological process (GO): cellular response to pH
Cellular component (GO): plasma membrane
Source: RefSeq, a predicted model, not a curated record
AUGGGGAACUUUUCUCUAAUAUAUCUACAAUACAACAACACGCCAAUAAACUGUUCAGUCUAUUCCCUCACAAAUGGCACUAUAAGACUACUAGACCACUACAAUCAAACAUGGAACAAUGAUCUGCAUUUGCACGAGUAUUUGCCUGCGUAUUAUAUCACCAACUGCUCGAUUCCGCAGCUAAUUGAUCUUGUCGAAAUGGAAAAGUACGAUAACGAGAGCAGCCUACCGACAACGACAACAACAACAACAACAACAACAACAAAUAAUGGAGCACUGUCUCAUGUCGUAAGUAAUAACGAAAACAACCCAUAUAACCAAAAGGAUAAUGGUGACACAUUUAUUGCAUUGCUAUUCACGUUAUGUGGCUCAUGUGUCUCUUGCUGGAUGUUAUCAUUAUUACUAUACCUAACUCCAAAACAUAAACGCAAACCAUGGCUCACUCAGAUCACAACGAUAUACUAUGCAAUUGUAACUAGUGUAUUGUUGAAUAGGCUCACAAAAGCAGCAGAGCAGGAAUACUACAAUGAUAUUUUGGACAUCAUUAAACUACACCAUUAUCUAUAUAAUACAAACCUAUAUCGAGUGCUAAUGGUGCUUACCCAAGUCUUUACCAUGUGCUCCUGGUUCCAAAUCAUACAGAAAAUUACUAGACUGAAGUACAGGUAUACUUCAGCUGUGAUUAGUUUUAUCUUUAUGGGUUUCUAUAUCGCCGUGUUUACUUAUUACCAAGUGAGCUAUAACACGCAAGAGUUUAUCCAUAACCAAAUUAACCGCAAUCAAACUCAUUAUAACUGGUCUAUAGUUAGGGCAUUGGGAAGAUUACUCAUUAUUACGUGGUUUGGACUUAACCUUUUGCAUUACACCGUCUUGGUUAAGAAUCCAUCCAAGAUUUGCUAUAAUCGUAAAUUAUUCCCCUUGGCCUUUUUCAUUUGGUUCUUGAUUGUUUUGGACAUUGUAGUGACCAUACUACAUAUCACGUUAUUUAGGCAUAGCUGGCUAGUGCGAACGUGGCUCAUUCUUAUACCUUAUUUGUUGGAAAUAACACUUUUGACAGUUGUUUGGGAAUGGGUGUUUAACAUCUGGAUAUUGGAAAAGAGAUUUGAAUUGAUGAAUGUGUUGGGGAGAAGAAUCAGCUACGAAGACGUGGUGGAUUUCAAACGAGGUGAAGAUGAUGAAGAUGAGGAAAAUAAUGACAAUAAUAUAAGUGGAAAUAAUAAUGGAAAUAGCAACAAUAACAAAGAGUCAAAGAAGAGGCGGCGAGUAAAUAAAAUCAAUCCAAUGAAGUUGAUUGGUAAGAUACGCAACAGAAAUGCAUUGAAUGUUGAAGAAAAUUAUGAGGAGAGCUUGAAAGAAAUGCCGCUGUCUGAGCAAACCAAUUCAAGAACAAUUACGGCAACUGAAGAGGAGGCAGAAGAAGAAGAAGAAGGUGGAGGCGGUGGAGGAGGUUCAGGAGGAAGCAUAGGAGAAAACGUCACUCCAAUUAUCAGUCCUAUGGAAAAUGCAGUAAUUGUUCCUGGUAAUGCUUCAAGUGGUGCUUCGAAUAGUAAUGUAAAUGCUAAUCGUACGGUUAUUGUACACCAUCCUGUUAAUUACGUUGAUGAUCGUGUGAGCGAGACUCAAGGCGAGAUUGGCAAUCACAGUAUUACUACUGAGACCCGCGGAAACGACACUACAAAUCAAACAAAUGGCAUUAUUAAUGACACAUAUAAUGACGAAAGAGAGGUGAGGGAGGAAGGAGAAGAAGAAGAAGAGGAAGAAGAAGAAGGAGAGUUUGAUGAUGAGUAUGUUGACAACUACUGGAUUCGAGAAGACGACGGGGAUAGCACUUUUUAA